Molecule: messenger RNA, 267 nt
Organism: Rangifer tarandus platyrhynchus (Svalbard reindeer)
Lineage: Eukaryota; Metazoa; Chordata; Mammalia; Artiodactyla; Cervidae
Source: the annotation of a GenBank genome assembly
AUGCCCCUUCGCCCGGCCGCACACGCCCUCCCGUCCACCGCCACCUCAGUCACACCUGAUGCCCGGCCCCUGUGCGGAUCUGAGUUCGCGUCCCUGAUCAAGAGAUCGCAUCCAAACCCGUUCCCCUGUCUGGUAUGCCUGUUCCCUACAAAGAACCACGGGCUGAACAUGACCUCUUCACCCUGCAGCCCGCACCUGGAGUUGGGGGACAGGGGACUUAACCCAGCCCCUCAGAGACCCACGGCAAGCGUCCCCGAGCUGCCCUAA